This is a messenger RNA of Doryrhamphus excisus (bluestripe pipefish), 1970 nucleotides long. The record is from RefSeq and is a predicted model, not a curated record. NCBI's taxonomy places the organism in Eukaryota, Metazoa, Chordata, Actinopteri, Syngnathiformes, Syngnathidae.
GAAGAAGAAAGGGAGGAAGUUAGCAAUAGAUCGCUAAGCUGGAAAGCUAGCGUGAAUUUAAUUGUCAAAAUGUGUAACGUCCAACAGCUGAGGGCGUUGGUGGAGCAGAGAGUAAAUGCAGCUGUUGAAGAGAUAUUUGGACUGUUUGAAAGAACCAUAGCAGAGUACGAGGAGGAACUUUCGAGAACAAAAAAGGAGAACGAGCGACAACGCGAACUGCUGAAGGCAGUUUUCAAGCCUUCCGUUCGUUUGCACCGAGCAGAUAUCCAGCAGGUGUCAGUGGAGAGUCAGGAAGUGGUUCCCUCUGAGCAGCAGGAAUGGAACUCCGGUGUGGGGCAAGAGUCAGAGCUCCCCCACAUUAAAGAGGAGGAACCGUGGGAGCAGCUUCAAGGGCUAGAGAAGGCCUGCAUCUCCAAGUUCACAUUUACCGGCAUCCCUGUCAAGAGUGAGCAUGAUGAAGCUUGGUCCUCCUAUCACUGUCCAAGUGAAGAGAACAGGCAGGCAGAGCCUCUAACGCAACACAUGACAACACAUGAUGAUGGGGAGCAUUGUGGAGGACCACAAGCAGACAGAAACUUUGCCCCACUGUCAGAUAUGGACUCUUCUGGGACUGAUCACAGUAAUGAUGCCAAAGAACCUUUGGAGAGUAAUAAGGACUCUGAAGGUGAUAUGAGACAUCACACUGACAACAAACACUUUGACUGCUCUGAAUGUGGGAAAUCGUUUGGGCAGAAGGCCCAUUUCAUAAGACACAUGAAAACGCACACAGGAGAGAAACCUUUUGCUUGCUCAGUUUGCGCCAAAAGAUUCUCCUUAAAGGAACACAUGAAAAAACACAUGAUGAUACACACGGGGGAGAAACCCUUCUCCUGUUCAGUUUGCUCUAAAGGAUUUCGAGUAAAGUACGAAAUGAUGAGGCACAUGAAAACGCACACAGGCGAGAAACAGUUUACCUGCUCCGUUUGCAUGAAAAGUUUCUCCCGGAAGGAUUAUAUGAUAAUACAUAGGAGAACACACACGGGAGGACAUUUCGGCUGCUCGCUUUGUCCUAAAAGAUUUUCUUGCAAAAGAUAUGUGAUGAUACACAUGAGGACACACUCCGGGGAGAAACCGUUCAGUUGUGAUGUGUGCGACAGAAGCUUCACUUACAAGUAUCAGGUGAACAAACACAAGUGUGCUGGUGCAGGAAGUGAAGCUGUGGAGUUUGAUUAAAAUUACAGGGAUAAUAGAAUUGAUUAAAUGUUUGUCUUGUAUAAUUUUGGUACUAAAUAUUGGGAAUAGAAAUGGCAUAUAAUGUAUGUCCAGCAAUUAUUUACCCUUUUUCUUAGUUUGUUUGUUUUCACUGAAAUGUGAAUUGUGUUUGUCCCUCAAGGAAUGGAAUUGUCUUUUGUGUAUACACACACAAACAUUCAUUCAUUCAUUUUCUACCGCUUUUCCUCAUAAGGGCUGGAGCCUAUCCCAGCUGUCUUCGGGCGAGAACACACAAACAUCCUUUCCAAAAAUAUGGAUUGUGGGAGGAAGAUGGAUUACCCAGAGAGAACCCACACCCGGGAAUAAUAUAAAUAAAUUACAAUAUGGUAUCAUCAAUAAGUUAAAAAAGUUUUGUUACUAAUUUCAGAAAAUGAAGGCCAUAUAUUUGUGCAUAUUCAUGAACAUGAAUAUCUAUUUGAAUGAACAUUCUUCCCUCUUAUCACUGAUACUUGCUUUUUUGUUAAAAUUGAACACAUGUAGUCAUAACAGACAUGAAAUAAACAUUUUUGGAACUUUUCUGUGUAAUUACCAGCUCUAAUUGUGUGGAAAUGACAUACCGUGUGUAUGGUCCUGUUUUAGCCUCGACACAGGAACACUACCUUGUUACCGGAACUAGUCUGACGCGUGGCUUUUUGGCGAUUCAGAAAAUCGUAGAUGUCCAGGCACAUGUAAGGUUAAAAACACACUUACUUUUCUUCUUAUUAGGUCCAUCGUUUAAA